Molecule: messenger RNA, 222 nt
Organism: Lathyrus sativus (Indian pea)
Lineage: Eukaryota; Viridiplantae; Streptophyta; Magnoliopsida; Fabales; Fabaceae
Source: the annotation of a GenBank genome assembly
AUGGGUCUUCUCACCAUCAUUCGGAAAAUCAAAAAGAAAGAAAAGGAAAUGAGAAUUCUUAUGGUUGGGUUGGACAAUUCUGGAAAAACUACAAUCGUUUUGAAGAUUAAUGGGGAGGACACUAGUGUCAUCAGUCCUACCCUUGGCUUCAACAUCAAAACCAUCGCCUACCAGAAGUACACUCUAAAUAUAUGGGAUGUUGGAGGCCAGAAAACAAUUUGA